This is a messenger RNA of Penicillium olsonii, 918 nucleotides long. The record is from the annotation of a GenBank genome assembly. NCBI's taxonomy places the organism in Eukaryota, Fungi, Ascomycota, Eurotiomycetes, Eurotiales, Aspergillaceae.
AUGUCAGGAACUUUCUCAUCCGUGCCAAUAGUCGAUGUCGCUCGCUUAAGCGAUCCUGCAACAAAGGCUGCAGAGCUCGCCAAGCUGCGUGAGGCGAUAUUCAUUGUCGGGUUUCUGUACUUGAUCAAUACGGGAUUAGAGGAUCUCAUUCAUCAAACUCAUGAAGAUCUACCAAAGCUCUUUUCCUUGCCUCAAGAGACCAAGGAGAGAUGCAAUAUGAUCAACUCGCCCUCUUUCUUGGGCUAUACCCGUCUGGGUGCCGAGACCACGGCGGCGCAGACAGAUCUUCGUGAGUAUCCGGAUCAUCCUGGCGCCCAAAGUAUUGUUGACGGCUACGUCGCCAAGAUCGAUGAUUUGGCUCAACGAUUUGUACGCCUUGUGGCAGAAAGCCUUUCUCUCCCCGUCGACACCUUCGAUAGCUUCAAGGGAAACAUGAGCAGAUUGAAAUUUGUCAAGUAUCCGCCCGCCGCGAAGAAUUCGCAGGGCGUUGGUCCUCACAAAGAUUCAGCCGGUCUCUUCACUUUCUUAUCACAAGAUAACACAGGGGGUUUACAGGUGCUGAACAAGAAUGGGGCAUGGAUUGAUGUUGCUCCUAUCGAGGGAAGUUUAGUAGUCAAUAUCCAACAAGGCUUCGAGGCCAUCACCGGAGGCAUUUGCGCAGCCACAACACACCGAGUCAUUGCGCCAACCUCUCAGACCCGUUACAGUAUCCCCUUUUUCCUCGGAGUCAGACUGGACCUUACACUUGACCAACUCCGAGAGUCAGCUGCGCAUAUUGUUGAACGAAUUCCGGUUUCCGAUGACAAGAAGAAACGGGCGGUGGAUGUGCCGAGUGAAUUUCUUUCACCCUUGUAUUCCUGUGUGAGUAGUAUUCUGGAGCCCCGUCCAUGGGGAUCACUAACAGGCGCAGUUCGGUGA